UCGGCUCCCCGUGAGCGACCUCGAGUCCUCGACCAGACAUCGGGCUUCAUCGAUCAUCCACCUUUCCACCUCACGCCAAAUCCCCAAAACACUCAAAUUCCUCUACAAAGAAAUCGCUACCCGAGGUUUCAGAGGCUGAUAACAUUGUAGCCGUGAGAACUAUAAUUUUACUGCUGCCAGUGCUAAGUUUGUUUCCUACUAAUUCCUAGUGGUAUGCUGUCGUACGCACAGCCCUUUAGCACUUUGAUGGGUUUGCCAAGUGACAGAAGUGGCGGUUCUGCCCUUUCUGCCGGCUGUGUGGGCACAAUUGCUCUGCCCGGCACUAUAUAUAUGCUUGUGGCCCCACUGGACUGACGACCCGCCAGUACAACAGACUUCCUGAUAUUCAAACUUGGCUUUUUCCUUUGUCUGAAAUGUCAAUGGCAUCGCGGUUCUUCUCCCUGAUACCGAGUAUAUUCACCUACACUACUGUCGAGGGCUCAGACAUUCCAAAGCUGCACACAUCGUUGGUAACAUAUAUUCGGCAGCAGCAAUUGGCAUCCAUUAUUGAAGAACUUAAUGAUUGCAAUCGGCCACAUUCCUGUAUUGCUUGUACAGGUGGCCACGGGAUUGGAAAGUCGGUGCUCGUCCUCCAAGCAGUCCGUGACCCAUCUGUUUCCGCCACCUUUCAUCGUCGUUGCUGGAUCGAUUGUCGCGUCCUCACCGACACAUCAAACUUCCUUGAAAUUUUGGCCAGGAAGAUGGGUAUUCCUCAUACCGAGUUUUCCCCAUCUACGUGCGAAGCCCAGUUAGAGACACUAGUCGCUGCGAUCCGACGGCUUGCUGUCGUACGUCGAGUUAUCGUGCUUGAUGAUUUGGACUACCUUUACGCCCUCGAUAAAUCAUUCACGGAUGCGGUCAUCAAGUCACUCUCAAGCAUUGACAAACUCGUCCUUGUUUUGACUAUCAUUGGCUGGACGUCCGCUCCGCCCCGCGAGAUAGAGUGGUUCUUGCAGCUGAAACCUCUCUCUCUAGAGAUGGCGCGAUACCUUUUCCAAUCAGUUUACCCAGUUCCCCUCCAGCGAGAUGCGCUGGACAAACUCUUGGCACGUGUUCGGGGGAUACCCAAAUACAUCAUGAUCCUUGCCGAUCUCGCAUUCCGGAGUCGGCUUCAGCUCAAGGACUUGGUCCAGAUUGUUGACGACCCACAAAGCAAUCUUUUGGGGACGCGAACUGAUCACGAUGUCAAAUCUUUGGAAGAAUCUAUUCGUGCAUAUCCGCCAGAGGACAGGCUUGAUCACCAUGCACUCUAUGUAUUACGUUUCCUUGCCUCGCUACCCGGAGGCAUAUCACAAAACCAAUUGCAGACACUGGUCGGAUUACCUGUGGAUAUAUUCGCCUCGGCUUGUCAACAGAUGUCAGCCUUAGCCUACUUCGACAGCGAGCCUGGUGACCUUCUCGUCCUAUCGAGACCCCUCCGAGAAUACGCUACCCGUACUUCCACAUUGGAUCACCAAACCCAAGAUAUCUUCCUUAAACAGCUCAUUGCGCUCAUCGAAAAGAAGGGAAGUCUUCGUCCCGGGACGCCCGACUUCCGUCAAACUGUUCAGCAGUUCACGGAACAGAAGAUCAAUAUUGAGAAUAUUCUCUUCACCUUCCUCGACGUUGAUUCCCCCAUCGCCGUCGAAGCUGCCUUGCUGUUUUUGAAGCCGCGAUGUGCAGUGAAACCCUCUUUGAAACUGGCGGCCAAGGUUGUGGAAGUCGCAGAGAGGAAAAAAAUGCAUCUCCUUCCUUAUGCCCUCCAAACCGAGGGGGAAGCCCGAUACAACAGUGCAUUUUUAGGGGGUGCUGGGCUGCUUGCGAGAGCAGAGGCCCUCUUCAGCACCUUCAAGGAUGAUGCUAGUGUUGUAGGCGAGAUGGAAUGCCGUGUUCUCCGGACAGAGUCCGCUGUUCGUGGGCGCGAGGACUUGAAUCCUAAGGAAGAGUGGAAACAAGCGGCAGAGUACGCGCGCGUGCGCUUGUCAACUCUGAGCAGCGAAACCGGAAAGCGGGGCCAUGCGCACAAUCUCCUGACACUUGCUCAAUUGUCGAAAGACACCAAAGAACGAAAUCUACUGAUCGCGGACGCUCAUACUCUCUUCAAGGAUUUGGAAGAUGGAUACGGGUUGAUCCUGUGCGACUUCUAUUCUGCAGCAUCGGUGCACUGGCAGUCGUUGGUCAACUUGGCCCAAAAAUUCCAGGUCUUCAGGGACUUCGAAAUGGCGGCGACAUGCUAUAAGAUUGCAUUCCACUCCGUCAUUCGGUCGAUUAUUCAAGGCGCCCCCAGGAACAUGACACCUAUAGUAGAAUAUAUCAAGGUCUUUGGAAUGAGGGAACCGUUCCUCAAGGCGGUCACCCAUCUGCCCCAACUCCUCGAUUUGCUGAAGAAAGCCAUUGAACUUUAUGAGCUUCUGGGACGGAAUCUUGACGUCGCAUUCUGCCAAUACCACCUCGCCCAGCUUCUUCCACCUGCGGAGGCCAUCGAUCUAUAUUCCAAAGCCAUUUACCAGUUCGCGUUCUCCGACUUUACCCAUCAUCGCGACCGCGGCACCCUCGACCAGUGCUACUCGCUGGUUGAGGCGGAAGAGUACUCCGCAGCCGUCCCAAUCCUUGAAAUUCUGCAAUUUCAGAUAGAAUACUGCGGCAAGAACUUUCAGCUGCGCUGUAAAGAGUUGCUUGCCGAGUGCCACUGCCGGUUGAAUGCGAGGCGCCCGGCUCUUCAGGCUGUAAGAGAAACCAUCAAGAUCAUGGAGGAGUCCAAGGUGAGUCCGGAACUGCAACUGCAGAAGUACAGGCAGCUAUUGGCCGCUCUGGAUGGUACAAACACCCUGCCUUCGAUUGCUUUCUGUGAAACGGUAAAUGAGGGGCACGCCAGGAUUGUGGAAGUAGAGACGAACGACGAGGAGAAGGAGUAGUUUUGAAGCUCGGAGUUUGCAUCUAGUUAUCGGUGUUCCAGAAAUCAGUUGCCGGCUUAGUUAUAUUGUUCGAUAUAGCCCAGUGUACAUGACCCAGCUGAGUAACACCUAUUCCCACACUUGUUAGUAAGGUAUUAUUAACUGCUCAGG
This is a messenger RNA of Suillus subalutaceus, 3083 nucleotides long. RefSeq lists its product as uncharacterized. The transcript is spliced from 3 exons. Gene Ontology annotation, molecular function: ATP hydrolysis activity. NCBI's taxonomy places the organism in Eukaryota, Fungi, Basidiomycota, Agaricomycetes, Boletales, Suillaceae. Bases 414 to 2933 code for a protein of 839 amino acids. The record is from RefSeq and is a predicted model, not a curated record.